UCAGAAACAAGAUGGCGGCCGCCUGUGUUGCGGCACGAGUUUGCGAAACACCGGGUUGUAACAGCGAAGCUAAGCUUCAGUGCCCAACCUGUAUAAAAAUAGGGAUUCCAGGGUCUUUUUUCUGUUCCCAGGAUUGUUUCAAAGGGUCAUGGUCUGAACAUAAGAAGCUUCACAAGAAAAAUAAAGAGAAUGAUGAGCAGAACAAAGGUGGUUUCAACCCUUGGCCUGGGUUUCACUUUACUGGGACUCUCCGACCCUACUCUGUGACUCCCAAACGACAGGUCCCAGACACAAUCGGACGUCCGGAUUAUGCUGACCACCCUGAAGGCGUCCCGCUGACUGAGCGCCAACUCCGAGGAACAACCAACAUAAAGAUACUAGACGAUGAGGAGAAGGAGGGCAUGACUGUUGCCUGCAGGCUGGGCCGUGAAGUCUUGGACGAGGCAGCUAAAGCAGUAGAAGUCGGCAUCACAACAGAUGAGAUAGAUUUGAUUGCACAUGAGGCAUGCAUAGACAGGGAGUGCUACCCAUCUCCUCUCAACUAUUAUGGGUUCCCAAAGUCAUGUUGCACAUCAGUCAAUGAACACUGUUUGUCACCAUGGACAAGAUCACAUGAGACAUUUUGUUGGGUACAGUUGAUGAAAAUAGCAAGAAAUUGGGAAGGUAGUUUACAGCAUGCAAUAGAGGAAGUAAAACCUGGUGUGCGAUAUCGGGAAAUAGGCAAUGUCAUCCAGAAACACGCUCAAGCCCACGGCUACUCUGUCGUUAGAAGUUACUGUGGACAUGGCAUCCAUCAACUGUUCCACACUGCUCCCAGCGUUCCUCACUAUGCAAAGAAUAAAGCUGUAGGUGUGAUGAAGCCGGGACACUGCUUUACUAUAGAGCCCAUGAUCUCAGAAGGAACAUGGAGGGACGAAAUGUGGCCAGACAACUGGACUGCUGUGACACAAGAUGGCCGCCGGUCAGCUCAGUUUGAACACACUCUGCUUGUGACAGAAACUGGCUGUGAUGUCCUCACCAGGAGGCUUGACAAAGAUGGACAAUCUCAUUUCAUGGACAAGAUGUAACAGCAGACUGAUUGCUGUUUUAUGUGAUGAUAGUGUGUGGAACUAUUUUAUUGUGGAGCAAUAUACACGUGAUGUCAUGUAUCCUUGCACUGACCACAUCACCUUGCUGGAGAAGUCUUGUCUGUCGCUGAAGAUUAUCAUGGGUGUAUAUUUGUUUGGGAUUUGGCUGAAAAGAGAAUCAUAUACAGUGAAUGUGGAAACUGUUUGUCAUUAAUAAAGUAGUGAUUGUUUGUACAUUUUCAUAAUUGAUGGGCAUUUUAUAAGAAUCUUAGCAUCAGUAUUUGAGUUUUCAAAGAAGGGUGAAACUGUUCACAGAAGCUUGACUUAUAUACUCUACCGCCAUUCUUGGUGGGAUGGAUGAGAGUGGUGGAGAGGAAGACUUGAUUCUCUAAUCAGUAGCAUUCAAAUGAAAUGGAUGAUAAAUGAUUAGAUGAUGAGUCUCAGAUUGAAUGGGACUUGAAAUUAUUUAAAAGUAUUAUUAAAAGAAGUCGCUACAGAAGAAGAUUCAGGAUUAUAAGCUCAACUAGUCAUAGCCUAGCAGAGUUUAUACAAUGUUACAAUCUGUCAUCUGUUCUACCAUCUUCCGCCAUGUGAUAACCCAAAUAUUCAAUAUGGGCACUGGAGUUCAUAACUCCAGAAGGGGGCACUGUUGUCACAUGUUAAUGACUCACAUCCCCACAAACAGGCACUUGUGUGACAUGGUCAGGUUUUAAUCCUAAUCAGCUAUGCAGAGUUAUGUUCGCUAACUGUACCAGGAUAUUGUUUUUAUCUGGUUGUGACUUCACUACGAUCCUUAAACUGUUGGCACAAAACCUGUAAAAAACUUUAAAGAAAAACUUAUCAUCUGUGUCACUUUUGGGCUUGCUUUGUUACUAAACCGUUACAUAACUGUAAUUCUUUAAACCAACCUCAAUUAUCACCAGUUGAGCACAAUUCUGAAAAUAUUCAUGACAUCCCUUCUGAUGAAAAUGACAAGCAUUUCUUUUAGAUAUGAAUUAGUCAUACUCUGUAAAAUCAAGUUUCAUUCAAACAUCACAUGAAAUCUCACAAAUCUUGCAGAAGAUAACUUUUCAACCAUACACGUUUUGCAUCUUUUAUAAUUGCUUUUCUGACUGAUGGCAUCUUACUUGAUGCUCAUGCUAUCGACCACUGUAUUGCUUGGUAUGAAAGAACAUUCACUCAUUUAAUGUUGAGGCAUGUCAGUCAUUUCAUUUUAUUAAUCUCAGUGCUGAAAUAUGUUGAGUCAAGUUAUGUGAUUGGCUUGAUAAAUCAGAUGUUACAUAUUGUCUAAUAUGUAUUAACUGCUUGAAUACAGCAAGCCAAAUCUUGCAGCUGGACGAAGAAUCAAAGUUUAAAGAUCUUCAUUAUGUAACCAUGGCAACUCUUGUUUGUAUUUGUGAUCUGUAGCUGUGUUCAUUGACUGUACAUAUACGCCAUCAUUACAUAAUUAAACAGUAAAGAUAUCGAAUUUC
Messenger RNA from Haliotis rubra (blacklip abalone), 2539 nucleotides. RefSeq names its product methionine aminopeptidase 1-like. The record is from RefSeq and is a predicted model, not a curated record. Gene Ontology annotation, biological process: proteolysis. NCBI's taxonomy places the organism in Eukaryota, Metazoa, Mollusca, Gastropoda, Lepetellida, Haliotidae. Gene Ontology annotation, molecular function: metalloaminopeptidase activity.